Mesitornis unicolor (brown roatelo) is the source of this 1893-nucleotide messenger RNA. It is a transcript of the gene IL18RAP, whose product is annotated as interleukin 18 receptor accessory protein. Bases 1 to 1893 code for a protein of 630 amino acids. The transcript is spliced from 11 exons. The record is from RefSeq and is a predicted model, not a curated record. Gene Ontology annotation, molecular function: interleukin-18 receptor activity; interleukin-1 receptor activity. Gene Ontology annotation, biological process: interleukin-18-mediated signaling pathway. NCBI's taxonomy places the organism in Eukaryota, Metazoa, Chordata, Aves, Mesitornithiformes, Mesitornithidae.
AUGGAGGAGAAGAAGGGGUUUUUAGGUUGCUUUGCUGACCCUAGUGGACGUCUUAUGUCUUUUACAGAAAGCAAGAUGAUUCUUAAAGAAAAUGUCUCAGAAUAUCAACCAAAAUUGAUAAAGCAAGCCAUGCUCACUUUGUGCUGGAUCCUAGCAUUGUUUGUCAGUGUGACAGAAGUUAGAGAGAUUAACUUGCCAGGAUGUUCCCAUGUCGAACCUCAAAUACGAUAUCGUGCGAUUAGUGAUGAGGAGUUUGUUUUACAAUGCGCUUUACCGGGUAGAGAUACUACCCAUAUUUAUAAAAACUCACUUCUUAAACAGCAUAAAGUGAAAUGGUUCUGGCAUCAGAAAGGUCAAGAGCCACUGAAGGCUAUCAAGGAAAGCUCUAAUCUUGUUCUUCAAGGGGAUGCACUUCGGUUUAAACCAGUAAGGGACAGUGAUUCUGGAGUGUACAUCUGUGUGAUAUGGGAAGAAGUCCCAUGUCUCAAAAUUGUUUUGGAGGUUCAAACAAAGGCUGCAGCAAAAUGUUCAGGUUAUGACAAAAAUACUCUAUAUCUUCUUGCUGGCACUGGGAAUUCAAUAACUUGCCCUGGAACAAAAUGCUUCAGCCAUAUAAUAAAGCCAGAUGUAAAAUGGUACAAGGAUGGUCAUCAGAUAAAACACAGGAAGAGCAGACAAAGCCUAAAGCUUAAGCAUAAUGAAAUCUACUUGAAUCCAACCUAUGACAAAGAUGCUGGAACGUAUGUGUGUGAUUACACUCUAUAUGACAACACUACCAAGUGGACAAUGAGAACAGCAGUAACAGUAGAAGUCAUUGCAAAAAACACUAUCCAUCCACCAAACUUCUUGUAUCCCAAUGGUGUAGUGAUCCUCGAAGCAGAGCUUGGAAAGCCACUUGAACUGGAAUGCCGUGUACAGUUUGGGUUUGAAAAUGUUUCUUCUUUGAGGAUAACAUGGAAGAGAAAGAACAAAGAAAAUAUAAAUGAGAAAUUGAAUCAGGAAACAAGUGUUUGUACAAAAGGUUUAAAGGGAUACACACUGCUUCAUGUUGCAAAACUGAAAGAAGUUACCGAAAGGGACCUCAGAAGCAACUUCACGUGCUUUGCUGAGAAUUCAGUGGGGAAUGCCACCGCUGUGAUCCAGCUGAAAAGAAAGCAGAGAGUGUUUCUUUUAUACGUACUAUACAGUGCCAUUUCUACUCUAUUUGCAUUCCUUUUAUGCACUGCCUUGAUUUACCAGCACUGGAUUGAAAUAGUGCUGAUGUACAGAAGUUAUCUUGUCCACAAUGAAACUACAGGAGAUGGCAAAGAAUUUGAUGCAUUUGUGUCCUAUGCAAAACUAGACUCUGCUGAAAGUGACUCCACUUUAAUUAGUGAGGAAAAAUUUGCCCUGGAGAUUCUUCCAGACAUGCUGGAAAAUAAAUACGGAUACAAGUUAUGCAUUCUUGAAAGAGAUGUUCUUCCAGGAGGAGCAUACACGGAUGAAGUUGUUACAGCUAUUAAACAAAGCAGACGAACAAUAAUUAUUUUGAGCCCAGCCUACAUCAGUGGACCAAGCAUGUUUGAACUACAGGCAGCAGUGAACUGUGCGUUGGAAGACAAAAAGAUCAAACUGGUACUAAUAAAGUUCCAGGCUUUCCAAGAGCCAGAGACUUUGCCUCCAGUAGUGAAGAAGGCUCUUCGGAUUUUACCAGUCAUUACCUGGAAGUCUUCCAUUUCUGCUGCUCCAAACAAGAAGUUCUGGAAAUAUAUGCAUUAUCACAUGCCAGCGAAAACUACUAAGACACUGGGAAACUGCAGCCUAAAGGACUUUUUCCAAAGGUUAUUCAGUCUGGUAUAUCAACAGCAAAAAUUUCACAGAGGGAUGGCAGCAGGCUCAGGAAUGGUGACAUGA